Caenorhabditis elegans is the source of this 710-nucleotide messenger RNA. It is a transcript of the gene C29F5.8, whose product is annotated as DOMON domain-containing protein. The record is from RefSeq and is marked reviewed. Lineage: Eukaryota; Metazoa; Nematoda; Chromadorea; Rhabditida; Rhabditidae. Bases 5 to 658 code for a protein of 217 amino acids. The transcript is spliced from 4 exons.
UAUGAUGAUUCUAUUCAUUUUUUUCAUUUUAUUCAUAUGCCACGUCACUAGUUUCCACGUAACUCAUAUCAGUGACUGUGGAACUGCAAGAGGUUGUUGGAAACUACCAAAUGGAUGUAAAGAUGCCAGUGACUGUCAGACAAUGAUGACGUGGAAACAUGAAAGAAGACAUUUGAUUAUUGAAAUUGAAAGUAAACUGGUGAAGCCUGAUAUGUGGCUCGGUUUCGGAUUUUCAAAAGAUGGUUUGAUGGGAAAUGAUACGGUAUUCGAAUGCCAAUUUCCAGCCAGUGGAUCAGGGAGUGUUCUUAUUUCACAUAACACAGCAAAGAGAAACAUCGUUUUGAAAACAGCGUCCGAACUUCUAAUUAGAGAUGGUUACACCGAAUUCAAUGAUGGAAAAGCAAUGUGUGGAGGUGAAUGGAUUCUCGAUAAUAUUCAUUUGGGCACCGAAGAGAGAACUUUGAUGCACGUAAUAUCAUCUGGUCGAUACCAUUUAUUCUUUGCUUAUGGAAAAAUGGAAAAUGGAGAGAAAAGAAUGCAUGGAAUGGUUGGAAAAGAGGCUCCAUGGAAAUCGCAGAAACAAGUUCGAUUCUGUCAACGAUGUUCGAGCUCAUUUGCAAAUGUUGAUUCAAGUGACGAGUUCAUUAAGAAAUUGUGAAUCCCUUUCAAAAUUGAGAGGUGAUGGUGAAAAAAUAAAUGAGUUUAAAUUU